Messenger RNA from Ornithodoros turicata, 2354 nucleotides. RefSeq names its product neprilysin-1-like. Gene Ontology annotation, cellular component: plasma membrane. Bases 252 to 2354 code for a protein of 700 amino acids. The record is from RefSeq and is a predicted model, not a curated record. Gene Ontology annotation, molecular function: metalloendopeptidase activity. Gene Ontology annotation, biological process: protein processing. The transcript is spliced from 2 exons. NCBI's taxonomy places the organism in Eukaryota, Metazoa, Arthropoda, Arachnida, Ixodida, Argasidae.
UUAGUGGCUCACGGCUAUUAUCUCAUUGGUAGAAGAAGAAGAAGAAGAAGAAGAGCGAUUCCAUCGUGCUGUACUGGCAUUGCACAUGCUCACGCAUUCGAAGCGGCCCAAGAGAAUUCUCUGCGCUGGAGGAGGAAGCAGAAGAAGAAGAAGAAUUCUCUGUUGGACCCAUUCCACUGUUCCUGGUUCACUCGGCUUCACCCAUUUCCAGUGGGUUCUUUGCAUGACACUGCCUUCUCUGCCCCGACGCAAUGGCGAAAGCGUCCGAUGCCGAGCGCCUAUUAGUUCCAUCACGGAAGCCCGACGGCAUCUCUGCAGUACAACUCAACGCACUGUUCGCGAUGUCACCGCCAAGUGACACGACGAAUAGGCAAGACACGUCCGUAAUUCGCAAGGUUCCUUAUGGCGUCGUUCCUAUCUUCCUUCUCCUCCUCCUGUUGCUCGGAGUGGCCAUCUAUUUUGCCGUGAAGUACGGUAUCGGAACACACGACGAAAGCUACUCGUUUUGCGAGACUAUGUCUUGCAGCGUGUAUGAAAGAGCCUUGAAUAGCGCCAUCAACCAAGGACUUCACCCCUGCGACAACUUCUACAACCACGUGUGCGACGGCUGGAAUAAAGGACAGUCAAAGUCCGUUUACAGACACCACAUGGAUUACUUCAUGGACGUGCUAAGCGACACCCUCAUGGCGGACGUUCCGUUGUGGGGGCAAAGCCCUGGCGACAAAGCGGCGUGCUUUUUCCAGUCGUGCAGGAAAGCUUCUCAGCAAGGACCUGGAAACUUGGAGGGCUUUAGGCAGAUACUUGAAGAGAGCCAAAUUGAGUGGCCCAAACUGUCCAAGCAGCCAGACGCUCUGAGGUCAUUAGUUCUAUUGUUCAAGAUUCUCAGAGUCAGGAACAUCGUAAACAUCGGCAAAAGGGGGCCCGAGGUUGUCCUAUUCGGCGGUGAAGACAUGGUGUCCAAUCACCAGCACAGGGUAGAUUUAAUCAGAAGCAGAAAAAUGGGAAGUUACGAAUGGUAUUAUAAACAGACACAAAGCGCUCUCAAAGCGCGCUACAGAGAGGAUGAAUUCGUACCGUACUCCAAGUUCGCGGAAACUGAAGACAGCAUACUGAGCAGCCUACAGAACUACACCAGGCAUAAUUAUACGGACCUGCCGAAAAACUUGCGUGAUCUGGCGCUCCUGACGGAAGGAAUUUCUUACGAGAGAUGGUCAGAACUCGUGCAGUCCGAAUACCACCUUCCCGCGGACUCGCCCGUAGAUUUGAGUGGAGAAAAUAUUGACUACAUACGCGCGUUCAGCAAGCUUUUGAGCACUGUCGGGGAGCAGUAUCUUCACUAUGAAAUUGGCUGGGUCAUGGUACAGACGUGCGCUCCUUUCGUCAACCGAGAACUUCUGGACAUUUACUAUGGAGACUACGACCCUAUGCACCCUGCUUCGGAAGCGGGACGCGAGAACAGAAAACGGUGCUUGCUGAUCACAGAAGUAUUCAUGGGAUGGGCUAUCUACAGGAAGUUUUUCAAGGGUUACGUUCCAGAUGGUUCAGUAGCGGACAUCCGUAAUAUCGCAGAUGAUAUUGGCCAUGCUGCUUUCGACAAGACCAGGAUACCUGGAAACCUUAACUCGUAUUCUGCAUUCGGGAAAGAACUACGAAGAAUAAUGAAGUAUGAAGACUCGUACGGGGACUCAGAUCUUCUCAACGUUACCUUCUCGAACAUCAGUGACAUGGGUCCUUCGUUCUUCAGCAACUGGCGCGUAAUCGUUGAAGAUUUGGACGGGUACUCGAACAGAAGCCUUUGGCAAAUGGCCAGCUCGUAUUUCAUCGGAAGAGCAAUUGGUGGCAAGGAAGGGUACACUCUUUACGACGGAGCUGAUUCAACAUUCCAGCUUCCUCCUUACGCGAUGACGCUGCCGCUGUACACGAGCGACAUAAUAGAAUCUGUCAAGUAUGCUGCCUUAGGAUCUCUCAUAGGCUCUGCCGCUCUUACGAUAUUGAAGUACAAUACGUCCAGAAACGAUAGUGAUGCCUGCAUGAAGAAACCUUUUACGAAUGACGAGGAGGCGAACAAGGCGGUUCUGGACGCUGCUGCUUCCGUUCGCAUAGCAUGGGACGCGUAUCGAGGUUCCACGCGCUCUCGUCACGACGUCAGACUUCAUGGUGCUCCUGGCUUUUCUUCCGACCAAAUAUUUUUCGUGAGCACGUGUUAUAUUCUAUGUGGGCAGCCCGUGGACACGUACCCAGACGUCCGGUGCAACGAGGCUCUCAAGAAUCACCCGGACUUUUCCGGAAUAUUCUCCUGCGACUGGAAUGCAGCAAUGAAUCCUCGGGAGAAAUGCACGUUAUUUUUAAACUAG